Molecule: messenger RNA, 612 nt
Organism: Podospora bellae-mahoneyi
Lineage: Eukaryota; Fungi; Ascomycota; Sordariomycetes; Sordariales; Podosporaceae
Source: RefSeq, a predicted model, not a curated record
AUGGAAGAUCUCUCUCAUCUCUGGGAAUGUCAGAUUACUGCUUUGAGAGAUAGCUUCUCGGCAGACAGCAGUGUAGGGGCGCCGACGUCCGGGUCUCCAAGCCUCCAACGCGGUGAUGGGGGCAGAGAUUAUGACACCCAUGAGUCUGAGCAUGGAUGGGACGAGAAGAUCAACUCGGUAGUCGAUGCUCUAGACGAGUUGGCUCUACAAUCGCCUACCGGAAAGAUCAACACUACCGCCACUCAAAGUCCCCGGACACCUUGGUUUCCGGAUGGGGAUGCUUACACCGAGACGGUGCCUCUGAGGUCAAAUUCAAGCUCUGCCUGUUCUUCCAUGGCCGACAGAUCCGCCUACUCCAUCUCCAUCACUAUGGCCACCUCAACAAAGUCAGAAAGAUCAUCAGGAGCAGUUGCUGUGCCCACAUUACACCGCCCGCCAGCUUCCAUUGUCCCCAUCUACACUGUCAAGCCGAACAGCAGUCCCAGGCUCCACGACGGUGACGCCAGCAACCACGCUUCACUCACCACUGCCGUUCAUCCAAUCAGUCCCACCCUCAUCUGUAUCAGCCCUCUGUCUAUCCUGGGCACCGCCGCUGGCUCGCCCUGGACCUGA